Aspergillus brunneoviolaceus CBS 621.78 is the source of this 700-nucleotide messenger RNA. Its product is annotated as Ish1 domain-containing protein. The coding region runs from base 205 to 477 and encodes 90 amino acids. The record is from RefSeq and is a predicted model, not a curated record. The transcript has 5 exons. NCBI's taxonomy places the organism in Eukaryota, Fungi, Ascomycota, Eurotiomycetes, Eurotiales, Aspergillaceae.
CGACAGGCGGCCGCUUUACUUCAACCCCGUUGGUCUAUCCAUAGUUUACCACCCACAUCGAAGCCUGAGGAAGGAAACUAUAUCGCUGGUCUACAUGUAGCAUAUCUGGCCAGUUCCAUAAGCCAGAUAAAUAUCCUAGCCAACCACUACUGCCCAUCGUGACUUCUGUAUCCAAAUCAACCUUACGUCAAGAAUACAUCCAAUAUGCCAACGCCGUUGGAUCGUGCUUUGAACUCCAAGAAUCUCUUUUUGGGGUUCACUGGGAUGGUGACAGCUGCGGCCGUCUGGGCUAUUUGGGGUAGCGACAUGUUCCCUGCGGAGCCAGACCCGACAGGAGACCCCGAAACCUGGUCUCAUGAUGAAAUGCGAAGAUGGCUUCGGGCGAGAGGACUUCUGCCUCAUGAGAGCGCAACGCGUGAAGAGCUGCUUGAGCGCAUAAAAGCCAAUUUGCGCGUGCCGCGCAGAAGCCAAGCUUGAUUUCCGAGUCGGGCAUGGUGUAUGGACGAGCUCCGGAAUAGUGUUUUCUUUUAUCGGCAUGUCAUAGCGUUUGUAGGUUGAAUGUUUUUCUUCUCCUGCGGUGUAUCUCAAGUUGAAACAAAUGUCGUUGAAUGUCUUUCGUUGAUUCGCAGCGCAUCAUGUGAAUUGUUACUGGACGACGCGUCCGCCUCGCGCGAUCAUACCUCGAUUGAUUUGCUCUUCU